AUGUCAGAUUUCUCCUUUUUCGUCGACACUUCGCGAGAAAUUCCGCUCGAUACAAAUUCCGGAAUGUUCAGUGUUAUGGAAUGGGUGACCGUGGUCGGCGCGGUGGUGAACCUUUUCGGGCUGUUCGUCAUCGUAUUCCAUACGCCGUCGAGCAUGAAAACUUAUGGGAGGGCGCUAUCGGCGUAUCAGGUGAUUUCCCUAUUGGCGGACGGCUUGGUCGGUUCGGGUCUGGCCCCUUACCUGAUCUUUCCGGUCCCCGGCGGCUUUCCGGUCGGGUGGAUGUGGCAAUUCGGCCUGACGACGCAGCUUCAGAUUUUCCUCGGCUUCGUCUUCAUCGGCCACAUGGUGACCCUGAUCGUGACGAUGUUCGUCGUCCGCCACCAGACCAUCAUGCCCGGCGACAACAUCUUGAAGAUGAGCCCGAGCAUCCGCCUCGGCUUCUACAGUUUCAUGCAAGUUUGGCCAUAUCUCCACUUUGGCAUCAUGUUCUUCAUCGUUUUCUCUAACGACGAUCAGCCAAAAAUGAGAGAUCACUAUCUGGACAAAUACCCCAUCUUCCGCCAAUUCAUCCUGGUCCCCCGCUUCUACGCCUUUUCCGACGAGGCCGGCAUGUUGAUCAUGAUCAACGUCUCCGUCUGGGUGGUGAUCGUUGUGGUUAUUGUUGGCGGAGCCAUUCUCACGAGCUUCUACAUCCUGGAAUCGAGACGCGACCAGAUCAGCGUCCGAACCUUUAAGCUCCAACGGAAAUGGAUUCAUAAGUGUAUUUUGCAGGUAUCAAUCCCAAUGAUCACUAUAUUGACGCCGAUUCUCGGCGGCGUCUACAUUUUUGUGACAAAAACUGUGGCAAUGUUUGGGUUGAUCCCGACCGCCGAGCUGAUCCUCAGCCUCCACGGCUCGCUCUCCACCACUGUAACUCUGAUGCUCUACCGCCCGUAUUACGCCUACGUUGAGCAAAUCGUCUGGGAUCUGCUCGCAAAAAUACUGCCAUGUCUCAUCCAGCCAAAAACCUUCCCGACCGGCGAGGCAACGACGGUCGUCCAGGCUGCCGGCCAACUGCCACGACGAUUCAGCCUCGCCGCCCGGCUCGUACAUCAAAAUCGCGCUAUGACGAACGUGUCGAUGACGCGGAGCAGCUAC
Molecule: messenger RNA, 1137 nt
Organism: Mesorhabditis spiculigera
Lineage: Eukaryota; Metazoa; Nematoda; Chromadorea; Rhabditida; Rhabditidae
Source: the annotation of a GenBank genome assembly